Molecule: messenger RNA, 1871 nt
Organism: Maylandia zebra (zebra mbuna)
Lineage: Eukaryota; Metazoa; Chordata; Actinopteri; Cichliformes; Cichlidae
Gene: cnih4
Product: cornichon family member 4
Biological process (GO): vesicle-mediated transport
Source: RefSeq, a predicted model, not a curated record
AACUGUCCGGAAAUAAAAACUACUUGCGGAAAAGGGAACAUGGAAGCGGCAGUGUUCAUUUUGUCUCUUGUGGAUUGUUGUGCGCUGAUUUUCCUCUCAGUUUACUUCAUUAUAACCUUGUCUGACCUAGAAUGUGACUACAUCAAUGCUAGAGCCUGCUGUUCCAAGCUGAACAAAUGGGUAAUUCCAGAGAUGGUUGCCCAGUGUCUUUCCACCAUGCUCAUGUUGGUCUCGAUGCACUGGUUCAUCCUCCUCCUCAACCUGCCUGUAGCAGCCUGGAACAUUUACAGGUACUUGAAGGUUCCAAUGGGGAACAUGGGAGUGUUUGACCCAACGGAGAUCCACAACAGAGGUCUGCUCAAGUCUCACAUGAAGGAGGCCAUGAUUAAACUGGGUUACCACCUGCUCUGCUUCUUCAUCUAUUUGUACAGCAUGAUCCUGGCUUUGAUCAACGACUGAGCCCGGAGCAGGCCACGGACUUCAGCUGCCAAAUUCCAGACUGCAGGCUUUGCUGCGUCCCCCUCACAUCCUGUGCUCCUGUACUGUAUGCAUUUAAUGUCUCAGAACAACUAUUACAUUUUUUGUAUUGAAUUCCAGAGUUUGACUUUGCCACAUGGAUAUGGUUAAUAUUUAACCUUUCAAAGAUCCACCUUCAUAGCCUCCAACAGAAAGCUCGUCUGCACUGUGGAAAACAAUCCUUUAUUUUUGAACCUCUGUUUAACACAAAGUCAUUACAACCUCAACAGCUGAUAGACGUUUGCAGUAUGUUUCUUUACCAAUAACGAUGAGCCCAAUCCCUCCCAGUAAUGAACUGCUUUCAGCCUCAUCAUGAGUGCUCAUUAUUCUGGUGCUUUACACAAAGUAUUGCAGGUUGCUGUAAGGACUUUGGGUCGACAGCUUGUACAGAGUGGAGGACAGCUGAGUUAAAUCAAGCUAACAGCGCGGGCCCUGCAGGACCCGUCUUGCUGUAGCAGCCUAAGUUAUGGAUCCUUCCAGUGCGCUCGGACAUUCUUCUUCUCACCUCGCUGGUCGCUCUUGUGCACCAGUGUGAUGCGACCCAUGUAAUAACUAUAACACUUCAGUUCAUCCUGUAAAUUGUGCUGUUUGUGCCACACGUAAUGACUUUUCCCAGCUGGUGAUUCAAUCAGGUUCACAGUUAAUGUGGUCCUUUAUGGUGUGUGCAUGCUGUGCUUCGUGUCAGGGUUUAACCACCUCCAACAACUAAUAAGAUGUUUCUAUGACGCUGCUGCAGUCGAUGCUCAGCAGCGUCAUACGUGCACUGAAUUAAGAGGCAGUCGGGAUUCUGACUCUUUGAUUGGCAAAGUUUUAUUCUUUGGGGAAAUGUUUGAAAGUUCUUGUUGUGUCAACAUAAUCCUUUUUUUUUUAAAGUAAACCUUGAACUACUUCUGUCAAAUCAAUCCAAUAAAUAUCCCAAACUCUCAGUCAGAGUCAGAGGUUUGAAACUGGCUCGUCGGUCUGUUUUUGUCAGUAUUUGGUAACUCAGAGUUUCUCUUAUUGUCUGCACCAAUAGAGCACAAUGAAAGUGGCCCACUCCAUGUGACUGACGUUGUGUAUUUUAUUGUGUAGUUUGCAUAUGUGCGCUCACCUGCUGCUUGGUUUGUGACCCUGCUGCUCUUUGAUUUCAACACUAUCCAACAGAUUUACUGACAGUUUUCCAACGUUGACCUCGGGUGUCUGAUUGCACUGAGGUGUAGUUGAGGUUGGAUAACCAAUCCAGUUCUGAGACUUAUUCUGCAUACAGGACCACACACACACACACUCUGUUCCUUACAAAGCCAGCAUGGUCACCUGUUGCAGUCGUGUGCUGUACCAAGUACAGGAACCUGAAUAAAUAUUUUCGUUCCAUUGCA